AUGGAUCCAGUCCUGGUGUUCCUGCUCUCUUUCUCUCUCUUCCUUCUCUUUUCACUCUGGGCACAGAGCUGUGGGAAAGGGAAGCUUCCGCCUGGCCCCACUCCUCUCCCAAUUAUUGGAAAUAUCCUACAGUUCAACGUGAAGAAUACCUACCAAUCCUUCUGCAAAUUCUCAAAAACCUAUGGCCCCGUGUUCACUCUGUAUUUUGGCAUGAAGCCCAUAGUGGUGUUGCAUGGGUAUGAAGCAGUGAAGGAAGCCCUGGUUGAUCUGGGAGAGGAAUUUUCUGGAAGAGGCGCCCAUGCAGUGCUUGACAAAAUUAAUAAAGGUCACGGAGUCGUUUUCAGCAACGGAAAUACUUGGAAGGAAAUGAGACGCUUCUCUGUCACAAUCCUGCGGAAAUUCGGGAUGGGCAGGAGGAGCAUUGAAGACCGUAUUCGGGAGGAAGCCUGCCGCCUAGUGGACGAACUGAGAAAAACCAAGGGCACUCCCUGCGAUCCCACUUUCAUUCUGAAAUGUGCUUCCUGCAAUGUGAUCAGCUCCAUAAUUUUCAAGACUCAUUUUGAUUAUGCGGAUCAGACUUUCCUUAAGUGGAUGGAAAAAAAAGAUGAAAAUACCAAGAUUCUGUGCUCCUCAUGGAUCCAGGUCUGCAACUCUUUCCCCAUGCUCAUAGAUUAUAUCCCAGGGUGUCAUAACACAUUCAUUAAAAAUGCUGCUGAGGAAAAUGCACUUAUUUUGGAGAAAAUAAAAGAACACCAAGAAUCCUUGGAUAUUAAUAAUCCUCGGGACUUUAUUGAUUGCUUCCUGAUCAAAAUGGAACAGGAAAAAUACAGUCAACAAUCUGAAUUUACUAUUGAAAACUUGAUAACCACAACAAGUGACCUGUUUGGAGCUGGGACAGAGACAACAAGCAGCACCCUUAGAUACGGACUCCUGCUUCUGAUGAAGUACCCUGAGGUCACAGCUAAAGUCCAGGAAGAGAUUGACCAUGUGGUUGGCAGACACCGAAUCCCCUGCAUGCAGGACAGGGGCAGGAUGCCCUACACAAAUGCUGUGCUGCACGAGAUCCAGAGAUAUGCUGACAUUGCCUCUACCAUCUUGCCCCACAUGGUGACUCGUGACACUAAAUUCAGAAACUACCUCAUCCCCAGGGGAACAAACAUAUUAAUAUCACUGACAUCUGUGCAUUAUGACAGCAAAGGAUUCCCUAACCCAGAGAUAUUUGACCCUGGACACUUUUUGGAUGAGAGUGGCAACUUUAAGAACAGUGACUACUUCAUGCCUUUCUCAACAGGAAAACGAAUUUGUGUGGGACAGAGCCUAGCCCAAAUGGAGCUGUUUUUAUUCCUAACCAUCAUUUUACAGAAAUUUACCUUGAAGCCUGUGGUUGACCCAAAGGACAUUGACACCACCCCAACUACAAGUGGAUUACUUUCGUUGCCACCCUUAUAUCAGCUCUGCUUCAUUCCUGUCCUGAACAGGACAGAUAAUCUGAUGACUGCUGCGCUGUCGCCUGCAAUUCCCCAACCGUGA
Molecule: messenger RNA, 1530 nt
Organism: Orycteropus afer afer
Lineage: Eukaryota; Metazoa; Chordata; Mammalia; Tubulidentata; Orycteropodidae
Product: cytochrome P450 2C42-like
Exons: 9
Coding region: 1-1530 (509 amino acids)
Biological process (GO): xenobiotic metabolic process
Cellular component (GO): intracellular membrane-bounded organelle; cytoplasm
Molecular function (GO): oxidoreductase activity, acting on paired donors, with incorporation or reduction of molecular oxygen, reduced flavin or flavoprotein as one donor, and incorporation of one atom of oxygen; iron ion binding; heme binding
Source: RefSeq, a predicted model, not a curated record